AGUGUAAGGGGAUUAUGAAUUAAUUUUUUGUCCCUAUGCUUAUUCAGAUUAUUCAUCAUUAUUGAUUCUAAAAAUAAACCAAUAUCAAAAAAUAUUUUAUUAACGUACUUAAAAUGUCAUUUUAAAAGUAUCUUACUGUUUGUAUUUAUGUAAAGUCCAGUUACGGUGACAGUGAUUAUCCAGAGGACAAAACAAUUAUUACAAUCACCAGCGUGUCAGUGAUGUCUCUUUAACGGGAGUAGCUCACUGUUAACAGUACUCUUCUGAAGAAAGUUCCUUUAAUUCGCACUGAAAUAAUAAAUUUAUUUUUUAAUAAAAAAUGUUUAUUUUAUUUAUUUUUAUGUUUAUAUUUACUACCAACAGUCUGGAAGACGAGUGUUAUUACGACGGUGACGAUUUUUGUGUUAGUCAGGAAGAUAUCCUGUCAGCGGAUCUUCUCCCGGGAAGUUUUUUACUAUCAAGUUUAAACGGAAAUAAAAAUGUUAAAAGUGGAGUUCAAGAAACAAUCAAUGGGACAUAUGAAGCGGCGUUUAACCAGAUGAAUUAUCACAGGAAAAGGAUGAAUGAAUAUUUGUGUCACGGCUUUAUGGCUGAAGGGAUAUUCCAAGACAUGAGAUCGAUACGCGUUAAACGACGUCAAGAUUCAACCUCUUCAAAUUCAAUGCCUGAUUUUUUAGGAGAUGACAAUGUGACGGUCCAUGACAAGAUGCUAUCUGAUGAGGGUAGCAGUAAAUACAAAGACUGGCUUCAGAGAACUACCACUUUGAAUGACGUCUACCGCCAUUAUGCUCCGAAAAAUAAAAUAUCUAAAAAAUUCGGACAAACUUACGUCCACGGAAUCGAAGAAUUUGACGGCGAAGUAACGGGCUACGCAAUGCCUGCGCCAGUUUUUCCUGAUAAGAUUAGUCCACACUACGAUUCUUCUGAUUAUGAUGACGUUAUCUCUUCUCCAACUGGGCAUUAUUACAGUCACAGUGGCCCUCCACAUCAUCAUUCUUCCCCACAUCACCCUCCUCCUCCGCCCCCGCAUCAUUUUCACCAUGAGGAUGUCGUCCCGGUGAUUCACGAAGAACAUCAUUAUCACGCCCCUAGCCACUUUGAGGAAGAAGAAUACUGGCCUAAAGCUCCGCAUCACAAAUCCAAGGGAGAUUUAUCAAUAAAAGAUUUUUUCGAAAUAGCGCUGACUGCCUUGGCAUUUUUGGCUUUUGGAUUGUUCAUUAUCCAACUUCUCAUGGCAAUUACAAAUUCCGCAACCACGACAGUUGUAACCGAAGAUCCAAUAAGAUUUAGACGAAACGCUUCACCGCAUCACAGCAAUGCAGAAUUGAACGAGCUUUCUCAUAGAGUUCUUCAGUCUAUUGAAGCAAUUAUGGUUGCUAACAGUGACUCGGGUCGUUGUCUUCGAUGGACUCUUUGCAGAGAUAACAGACACUCUGUACAAACAGCAAGUAGUCAACGAUUAUGGCUACCAAUUUGGAGUUUGGGCACAAGUUGGAUAUCAGGUCAAAUUUUAAAACAAAAAACAUGGAUUGCAAUGUUUGACUCGAUUAAAGCGUCAAUUCUUGGAUUGGGUGGAUCUGACUGUUCUGCACUUUAUCCGGAGUGUGAUUUGCUCGGUGAGAGAACCAAACGUCGUCGGCGAAGAAGGAAAUAAGUUUUUUUAUCAUAACUGCAAACAAUUAAAAAAUUUUUUCUGUUAU
This is a messenger RNA of Cotesia glomerata, 1700 nucleotides long. RefSeq lists its product as uncharacterized. The coding region runs from base 320 to 1654 and encodes 444 amino acids. The transcript is spliced from 6 exons. NCBI's taxonomy places the organism in Eukaryota, Metazoa, Arthropoda, Insecta, Hymenoptera, Braconidae. The record is from RefSeq and is a predicted model, not a curated record.